This is a messenger RNA of Ictidomys tridecemlineatus (thirteen-lined ground squirrel), 1718 nucleotides long. The record is from RefSeq and is a predicted model, not a curated record. Lineage: Eukaryota; Metazoa; Chordata; Mammalia; Rodentia; Sciuridae.
AUGGGGUAUCAUGGGGAUCUGGCCGUUGGCUCCUUUGAGGUGCACAAUUGGCAUUUUGUUACCCUUUGUGGACAUGCUUUUCAGAGUCGGCCGUCACGCUCCAGCUACGCCACUUCCUUUCCGCGGCACUAUAAAAAGUGCUGCACGGCGGCAGCAUCUCUUCGCCCCUCGGAGCUGGAAAUGCAACUCUUGGGAUCUUUGGAGGCUACGGAGCUGGAGGCGGAGGCGGCUGGGGAGGCUUGCCAGCCAAGGGGGAGAAGAAACCAGACGCACAACAAAGAAACUAAAGCCGACGAGGCUGGAGUCGCGGUCCGAGGACCGUCGGUGGAUUUGGGGACAAAGGAGCCGCGGGGCUGGGCUAACAGUACCGAUCUAAGCAUUGUUUCUCUGUUCUUUUCUUCUGUAGAACAUUAUAAACAUCACUGGUUCCCUGAAAAGCCGUGCAAGGGAUCAGGUUACCGUUGUAUUCGCAUCAACCAUAAAAUGGAUCCUCUGAUUGGACAGGCAGCACAGCGGAUUGGACUGAGCAGUCAGGAGCUGUUCAGGCUUCUCCCAAGUGAACUCACACUCUGGGUUGACCCCUACGAAGUGUCCUACAGAAUUGGAGAGGAUGGCUCCAUCUGUGUGCUGUAUGAAGCCUCACCAGCAGGAGGUAGCACUCAAAACAGCACCAAUGUGCAAAUGGUAGACAGCAGAAUCAGCUGUAAGGAGGAACUUCUCUUGGGCAGAACAAGCCCUUCCAAAAACUACAAUAUGAUGACUGUAUCGGGUUAAGAUAUAGUCUAUGGAUGGAUUAUCUUAUAAUGGAUGGAUAAAUUUGAUUUUUGCUUUGGGUGGGCUCCUCUUGGGGAUGGAUUAUGGAAUUUAAACCAUGUCACAGCUGUGAAGAUCUGGCACAAGAUAGAGUGGUAAAAAAAAUUUUUUAAGUGACAGUGCCAUAGUUUGGACAGUACCUUUCAAUGAUUUAAUAGCCUGUGAGUCCAAGUAAAUGAUCACUUUAUUUGCUAGGGAGUGAAGUCCUAGGGUGGUUUCAGUUUCUCCCAGACAUACCUACAAUUUAACAUCAAUCCCUUUAAGGAAAAUCUGUAUUUCAAAAAACCUUUCUCUGCAGUAGAUCUUGCAGAGGAAUUUGCACUAUUACACUUGAAAAUUGUUGUUGAUAACCUUUUUGGCAGCUCAGUAGGAAAGCUUGUUUUAAACAUGGUAGUACUGGAAAUUUUACAAGACUUUUACCUAGCACUUAAAUAUGUAUAAAUGUGCCUAAAGACAAACUAGUAAGCAUGACUUGGGGAAAUGGUCAGACCUUGUAUUGUGUUUUUGGCUUUGGAAGUAGCAAGUGACCAGAAUCUGCCAUGGCAACAGGCUUUUAAAAAAGACCCUUAAAAAAGACACUGUCUCAACUGUGGUGUUAACACCAGCCAGCUCUCUGUACAUUUGCUAGCUUGUAGUUUUCUAAGACUGAGUAAACUUCUUAUUUUUAGAAAGUGGAGGUCUGGUUUGUAACUUUCCUUGUACUUAAUUGGGUAAAAGUCUUUUCCACAAACUACCAUCUAUUUUGUGAACUUUGUUAGUCAUCUUUUGUUUGGUAAAUUAUGAACUGGUGUAAAUUUGUACAGUUCAUGUAUAUUGAUUGUGGCAAAGUUGUACAGAUUUCUAUAUUUUGGAUGAGAAAUUUUUCUUCUCUCUAUAAUAAAUUGUUUCUUAUCUUGGCAUUUUAA